Messenger RNA from Triticum dicoccoides, 2360 nucleotides. RefSeq lists its product as uncharacterized. Gene Ontology annotation, molecular function: oxidoreductase activity. Lineage: Eukaryota; Viridiplantae; Streptophyta; Magnoliopsida; Poales; Poaceae. The transcript is spliced from 3 exons. Bases 39 to 1889 code for a protein of 616 amino acids. The record is from RefSeq and is a predicted model, not a curated record.
CUCCCUCCCGGAACCGGAGGAGACGUCUUCCACCCGAGAUGCUCCUCCUCCGGCGCUGCUGCCACCACGUCCCCCCUCGCCGCGCCGCUCCUCCCCUCCCGGCCAUCCACCGCGUCGCGAUGUCCUCCGCCCCCGCCUCCCCCUCCGCGACGCCGUCCUCCUCACCGGCGGCGGAGUACCACUGCCGGACCAAGCACAGCCUGACGGCCGGCUACGCGCGCGGCCCGGGCCGCCUCGACUGGGCCAACCAGCCCAACCCCUUCCUCCGCUUCUCGCCUUCCCCCGCCACCCCUCUCCCCAACCCGCCGCCCCCGGCGCCCGUUCCCUACCCGGCCCUCUUCCACGCGCCGCCCCCGCCGCCGCGGCCGCUCUCGCUCGACUCCCUCUCCGACCUCCUCUUCCACUCGCUCGCCCUCUCCGCCUGGAAGUCCGCCGGCGCGUCCACCUGGUCCCUCCGCGUCAACCCCAGCAGCGGCAACCUCCACCCCACCGAGGCCCACGUCCUGUUCGAGGACCCGCGGGAGCCCGGCCGCCUCGUCCUCUCCCACUACGCGCCCCGCGACCACCUCCUCGAGGCCCGCGCCACCCUGUCCGCCGGGGACCGCUCGGCGCUCCUGCCGCGGCCGGCCACCGCAGUGCUCGCGCUGUCGUCCGUCUUCUGGCGGGAGGCCUGGAAGUACGGCGAGCGGGCGCUGCGGUACUGCAACCACGACGUGGGCCACGCGCUGGCCGCGGUCGCCCUGGCCGCAGCCACUCUUGGGUGGGAUGCGCGGUUGCUCGACGGCUUGUCCGAUCAGGACCUUGGGAGGCUAGUGGGGGUUGACAAAGGGUGCCCUGCCCCUGCUCCUGCAGACAAAAUCAAAAUGGUGAGUGGCAAGAAGGGGCCAGCGCCAUGGGUGGAGAGGCAACACCCAGAUUGUGCUCUCCUGUUGUUCCCUGCGGGCUCAGAAGAGCCGGAGGUGGACUAUGGGAGGAUGAGUGAUGCUCUGAGGGAAUUCGAUGAGUUGGAGUGGGUGGGCAAGGCGAAUGCGCUCAGCAAGGAUCAUGUGGUGUGGGAUGUCAUUUACAAGACGGCAGAGGCUGUCAAGAAACACCGACCUAUGCCUGGGGAGGGCUUCUCGGUGAGCCCGUGGAACACGAGCUCCAAAUUGUCGGAAGGGCUGUAUAAGGAUCUCACGGCGCAGGAGGUGGUACGGCGGCGGAGGAGCGCGGUUGACAUGGACGGGGAGCACGUGAUGGGGAAGGAGGAAUUCUAUCAGAUACUGCUGCAUUGCCUGCCUUCAGGCGAGGUUAGCCCGAGGGGGCGACAGGGACCACAGAGCGCUCUACCAUUUCGCGUGUUGCCAUGGGACGCAGAGGUGCACGCCGCACUGUUUGUGCACCGUGUCUCAGGACUGGCCAAGGGGCUGUAUUUCUUGGUUAGGAACGAAGAGCAUUUUGAUACAUUACGACAUGCUAUGCGACAAGAUUUUGAGUGGGCUCGACCAGAGGGAUGCCCUGAUGGCCUCCCACUCUACAGACUGAUGAAAGGGGAUUGCCAGAGGUUGGCAAUGCAGAUAUCAUGUAUGCAGGAUAUUGCCUCACAUGGAUGUUUUAGCCUUGGGAUGAUUGCUCGAUUUGAACCUGUGCUGGAUGACAAAGGUGAAUGGAUGUAUCCUCGUUUAUUCUGGGAGACUGGUGUUCUUGGUCAAGUUCUCUACCUUGAGGCGCAUGCUGUAGGGAUAUCUGCCACGGGGAUUGGUUGCUACUUUGAUGAUGCUGUUCAUGAGGUUCUUGGUUUGAAAGACCUGGAGUUCCAAAGCUUGUACCAUUUUACGGUGGGUGCCCCUGUGGUUGACAGGCGGAUCAUGAGUCUCCCUGCGUACCCAGGGCCAGGGAUUGAUGCAUGAUUUCUAUUUUCUAGGCCAGCCCACGGAUCAACAUCUGAAUGCCUGGAUGAAGUACAACUUGUGUUCUUGUAUAGGAAAGGAGCCGGGUGAAGGGAACUUAUGACUGCAGCACAGGUCUAUUAGGAUCUUGGUGCAUCAUCAGAUCGUGGUAUGUUAUGUAUAGUCAUGCGAGCAUAAGAAACAGAAGGUUGCUCAGAGAUAUGUAGAGGGCGCUUGGUUGGCUGCCGAAUUUUGGCUAGUAACAACUGUGAGUUUCUCCUGGGACGGGCAUCCCGAAUUUUUUUUCUGGAAUCUCAAAGUAAAUCGGUUGCCCCUUGGGAUGAUAUUCAAAAUUUCAGGUCACUCGUUUGCCCCUUGGGAUGAUAUUCAUAGAAGUGUAAUGUUUAUGACCUUUCUGAUGUAAGAGUAUAUACAGCGAGAGAACCCUCUGAAUUCUGGAACAUGAUGCCCAUUAACAUUCAGUGAACUCAA